Molecule: messenger RNA, 2323 nt
Organism: Schistosoma haematobium
Lineage: Eukaryota; Metazoa; Platyhelminthes; Trematoda; Strigeidida; Schistosomatidae
Exons: 1
Coding region: 202-2109 (635 amino acids)
Source: RefSeq, a predicted model, not a curated record
GCUUCUGACUUGCUUCUUGCUUCCAUCUAACCUUGUUAUUUGGAAUAUAAUCUCCUUCCUGUUCAACCGUGUUCUGAUUUGGGGACUUGUCGAGUGAAUCGGUGUCCAAGAAUACUAAGCAAUAGGAAUAGCUGGGUCAUAACCGUAAGAAGAAAGAGAUAUAUAACAGUGGCGACGGGGAAAAAGGAAAACAAAUUCAAGAUGCCCAUAUCAGAUGACCAGCUUAACCGAAUACUACAACAACAGCAAGCACAACUUGAUGCACAAAUGCGGUUGUUAGAGACCCUGACUCAACAGCUCAACAUUCACAGCUCGAGUUCACAUGCUAUUUCAAGUACGUCUUGUGAUGCAGUUGCUAGCAGCAUCCCAGAAUUCAUCUAUGAUCCCGAAAGUGGAAAUACUUUUCUCACGUGGUUCAAACGUUGGGAAGAUACAUUUAGAACAGAAUUCUGUAACCAAGACGAUGCGUGGAAGACCCGAUUGUUGGUACGUAAGUUGGGAAGCAAUGAACAUGCACGUUUUGCUGACCAUAUAUUGCCAAAGUUACCUCGAGAGCUCAGUUUCGAGGAGACGGUAUUUCAGUUGUCAGAGAUAUUCGGCGAGUCAUCCUCGUUGUUUAGUAUUCGAUAUCGGUGUCUAAACUUGGUGAAACGCGAAGCCGAUGAAUAUGGUGUUCUAGCAGACAUUGUCAACAGAGAAUGUGAACGUUUCAAGUUACGCUCGUUGACUGAUGACCAAUUUAAAUGCUUAAUAUUCAUCAAAGCUCUUCAGUCACCACAAGAUGCUGAGAUCAGGACUAGACUUUUAGCUCGACUGGAUCAAGACCCAAACGUCACACUCAGAACAUUGACAGAUGAGUGUAAGCGUCUACAAAGCAUCAGACACGACAACGAGUUGAUUGAACAGGUAAACCCUAAUUUAACCUGCGGUAGUGUAAAUACUAUUACUAGGUUAAAAGUUCAGAAGCCUUUAACAACUCGUAACAAACCAAGGACUGCAUGCUGGUUAUGCGGUGAUUGGCAUUAUGCACGAUUCUGUCCAUUCAAGAAGCAUAAAUGUCAGGAGUGCAACAAACGUGGACAUAAAGAAGGUCACUGUCCACCGAAGCGUACGUCUCAGCCUAAGAAGAAGCAUAAACGUCCUCGACAUGUGAAAUCAGCCGAGUCUAAAUUUCUUUCUCUGGUAGCUGCCUUUCAAACAAACUAUGACAUUCAGAGAAAGUAUAUGACCAUCCAGAUCAACGGCAUAUCAGCUCGUCUUCAAAUUGACACAGCAUCAGAUAUCACGUUAGUCUCUAGAGAAACGUAUAACUUGCUGGGUAAACCGCCAAUGAAACCAUCUAAGAAAACGGCUAAAAACGCAUCAGGUGGUGUGCUAAGACUGGUUGGUGAAUUACAGUGUGAAUUUUCCUUCAAUGGAACUAACUGUACAGGAAUAUGUUACCUAACAGAACGGCCAAACCUUGAUCUUCUUGGUCUAGAUAUGUUAGACAAACUUGGAAUAAUGGAUGUACCAAUUAACAGUGUCUGUAACGUAUCGCGUUCAUCAUUGGACACCCCAGUACUUCCAAAGAAGACAGGUGAUAGGUUACUAGGAAAACCGAAAACAAAAAUACGAACACAUUUCGAUGUCAUCCGUCCUACGCCAGCUAUUGAACCCCAACGAAACCUAUCGAUGGAGAAUCAGUUCAACCGACAUCAUGGGGCACAAAGACGAUUGUUCACGGUGGGACAAAAAGUGCGUGCUAUGGACUAUCGUGGGAAACAUCCUACACGGACAGCUGGUCGGAUCUUGAAAAAGAAGGGGAGUGUGGUUUACGAGGUGUCAGUUGGCUCAGAAGUUUGGGUACGUCAUGCUCACCAAUUGAAAGCAACUUCGAUAGCCAGCAACAAGAUUCAAUAUCGAUUACCUCUUGAUGUUCUGCUAGACACCUUCGAAAUCAAAACGCCGGUAACAGACACGUCAGUUUCUGUGCAAGAAAAAAGUGAUACUUCUUCAUUGCCUAGACGAUGGUCUAAUCGAAAGCACAAGCCAGUCACUCAGUUGCAGUUGGACCCUAGCACCAGAUCCUACGAAUCUGCUCAAAGGGGAGGUGUUAGCGGGACAUAGACUAGAUUAAAGCAUGCUCAAUGCAUGAUUGCUUUGGUGCACGCUGAUUGGCUAAUUCUUAUCCAAUCAGCACUAGUCGAUAGUUGGAGAAUAUUCUAGAAUCUUCUCAUGUAAAAAACUAUAAAUAUACUGACGUUUUCUCUAUUGUGCUUCUGACUUGCUUCUUGCUUCCAUCUAACCUUGUUAUUUGGAAUAUAAUCUCCUUCCUGUUCAA